CCUUUAAGUGUGACCAGUGUAACUACGCUACCAGCUAUCAAACUCAUUUAAAAGCUCAUCUGAUGACACACACUGGUGACAAGAGAAUACACAUUGGUGAAAAGCGCUACAAAUGUGACCAUUGUAGUUUUACUAGCAAGGCCAAGGAUUACAUGAAAAUUCAUAUCAGAAUUCAUACUGGGGAAAAGCCCUUUAAAUGUGACCUGUGUGACUACGCUAGCGGCCGAAAGAGCACUUUGCGAGUACAUAUGAGGACACACACUGGUGACAAGCCAUAUAAAUGUAACCGAUGCAACUACGCUUUCACCCAAAGAAAAGAUUUACAAGCUCAUGUAUCGAAACACACUGGUAUGAAGCCUUUUAGAUGUGAUCUGUGUAGUUUUGCUACUGCCCACGAGCGUUCUAUUGCAAGACAUAGAAUGAUGCACAAUAAGCCAAACAGGCAUGACCAGGGUAUCGAUGUUAGCAGCCAGAUAAGGCAUUUGCAACGUCAUGAGAGAAUACACAUUGGUGAAAAGCUAUAUAAAUGUGACCAGUGUAGCUAUACUUGCAAGGCAAAGGAUUAUAUGAAAAUUCAUAUCAGAAUUCAUACUGGGGAAAAGCCCUUUAAAUGUGACCUGUGUGACUACGCUAGCUGCCGAAAGAGUACUUUGCGAGUACAUAUAAAGACACACACUGGUGAUAAGCCAUACAAAUGUAACCGGUGCAACUACGCUUGCUACCAAAAAAAAGAUUUACAAGCUCAUGUAUCGAAACACACUGGUAUAAAGCCUUUUAGAUGUGAUAUGUGUAGUUUUGCUACUGCCCACGAGCGUUCUAUUGCAAGACAUAUAAUGAUGCACAAUGAGCCAAACAUGAGUGGCCCGUGCAGCAAUACUUGCAGUUCCGAGAGUAGUAUGAAGCACACUGGCGAAAAGCCAUUUAAAUGUGACCUUUGUAACUACGCUACCUGGUAUAAAACUAAAUUAAAAAGUCAUUUUAGGACACACACUGGAGACAAGCCAUAUAAAUGUAACCAGUGUAGCUUUACUUGCAAGGCUAAGGAUUAUAUGAAAGUUCAUAUUAGAAUUCAUACUGGGGAAAAGCCCUUUAAAUGUGACCUGUGUGACUACGCUAGCUGCCGAAAGAGUAAUUUGCGAGUACAUAUAAAGACACACACUGGUGAUAAGCCAUACAAAUGUAACCGAUGCAACUACGCUUGCUACCAAAAAAAAGAUUUACAAGCUCAUGUAUCGAAACACACUGGUAUGAAGCCUUUUAGAUGUGAUAUGUGUAGUUUUGCUACUGCCCACGAGCGUUCUAUUACAAGACAUAGAAUGACGCACAAUAAGCCAAACAUGAGUGGCCCGUGCAGCAAUACUUGCAGUUCCGAGAGUAGUAUGAAGCACACUGGCGAAAAGCCAUUUAAAUGUGACCUUUGUAACUACGCUACCUGGUAUAAAACUAAAUUAAAAGGUCAUUUUAGGACACACACUGGAGACAAGCCAUAUAAAUGUAACCAGUGUAGCUUUACUUGCAAGGCUAAGGAUUAUAUGAAAGUUCAUGUCAGAAUUCAUACUGGGGAAAAGCCAUUUAAAUGUGACCUGUGUGACUACGCUAGCCGCCGAAAGAGUACUUUGCGAGUUCAUUUGAGGACACACACUGGUGACAAGCCAUAUAACUGUAACCGGUGCAACUACGCUUGCUACCAAAAAAAAGAUUUACAAGCUCAUGUAUCGAAACACACUGGUAUGAAGCCUUUUAGAUGUGAUCUGUGUAGUUUUGCUACUGCCCACGAGCGUUCUAUUGCAAGACAUAGAAUGAUGCACAAUAAGCCAAACAGGCGUGACCAGGAUAGCGAUGUUAGCAGCCAGAUAAGGCAUUUGCAACGUCAUGACUCAUGAGAGAAUGGUGAUUGGUGAAAAGCUAUAUAAAUGUGACCAGUGUAGCUAUACUUGCAAGGCCAAGGAUUAUAUGAAAAUUCAUAUCAGAAUUCAUACUGGGGAAAAGCCCUUUAAAUGUGACCUGUGUGGCUACGCUAGCUGCCGAAAGAGUACUUUGCAAGUACAUAUGAAGACACACACUGGUGACAAGCCAUAUAACUGUAACCGGUGCAACUACGCUUGCUACCAAAAAAAAGAUUUACAAGCUCAUGUAUCGAAACACACUGGUAUAAAGCCUUUUAGAUGUGAUCUGUGUAGUUUUGCUACUGCCCACGAGCGUUCUAUUGCAAGACAUAGAAUGACGCACAAUAAGCCAAUCAGGCGUGACCAAGGUUCGUAGCCAUAUGCACACUGCACAAACUUACGCAACUUCUAGAGUUAGCGUGGAGAAUUUAUUCUUAAAUCUGCUGUUUCUUUUAUAUUCGAUAUUCUAGUUGAUUAUACUCUACGUUCGUUGAUUACAUACAGUCAACCAAUUGGAACCCUAGGUCCUACAACCAUGUCAAAAUGACAAGCAGUAAGAGAUUUCUUACAAUCUGAUUUAUAACGUCACUAUGACAUAGUUGUACAGUGGCCUAGGGUUCCAAUUGGUUGACUGUAUGUGUGAAGUGUUAGUGUAUUAUCAUAGUCCACACAGAUUACUAGCAAUUCGUAAUCCCCAUUACAAAGAUAAGGCUUUAGGUAUCUUAUCAAUUGUCAAUCAUACAAACUGGGCUGGAACUAAAGUCGAUAAGGCUAUAGUUUGUUACCAAUUAUAAGAAAACCAGCCCUUAUUGCCUGAAAUACGGUAGUGACAUUGACAUUGGCAACUGACAUUCGCUUUGUAGUAAUAAGAAAUAAUUUUGACAUGUAAGAAAUUUAUAGCCUCUUGCCGCCCAAUGUGCAAUGGGAUGUACAUUUGGGUUCAUUAGAAUUCUAACUUUCAUGUGAAUAAAUAAAGUUACAUUUCUUUUGUCUCUAAAAUUUUUCGAACAACUGAAACUCAAAUUAAAAUGCAACUAGGAUCAAAAUUCUCUAGAUUUUUUUUGUAUGGUGGGCGUUACGAGGAAGUGUAGUGUAAUUUUUCAUGAAAUAAAUAAAUCUAAAUCUAUAUUUUUUUGACAUCAUCAUCAACGUUUUUCAUUGUCGCCCCUUUAUUAUCCAUUACUCCCUUGGGAACAACAUAGUACAUUAUUCUUCAGUGCACGUAGACGCAAUGAGACCUUUAAACAGCAAAUGUGAUGAAAAAGGUAGUUCAGUCUCAUUAAUCUUCAAAUGCUUUUAUUUAUUAAGUUUGUUAUGGCGUUAUUCAUAAAGCCGAAUUAGCUAAUUCGUCGUGUUGUAAAUGAAAUCGACGUUUUAUUUAUGUAUUUCCGAGAAAGGCAUAGAAUACAAAUUAUUGUCUUCGGUAGCGAGAUAGUUACUCAUGAAAUAAAAUUAUGGAAACGGAUUAUAUCGUCUAGUUACCCGUUGAUCACGAACGGUGUAUAGUGUUCGAAAAGUGUAUGUAUUGUAAAUUAAUUAUACGCGAUGCGAUCCGUUUCUA
Molecule: messenger RNA, 3447 nt
Organism: Leguminivora glycinivorella
Lineage: Eukaryota; Metazoa; Arthropoda; Insecta; Lepidoptera; Tortricidae
Product: zinc finger protein 260-like
Exons: 1
Coding region: 63-1883 (606 amino acids)
Biological process (GO): regulation of transcription by RNA polymerase II
Molecular function (GO): RNA polymerase II cis-regulatory region sequence-specific DNA binding; DNA-binding transcription factor activity
Source: RefSeq, a predicted model, not a curated record